Symbiodinium pilosum is the source of this 170-nucleotide messenger RNA. The record is from the annotation of a GenBank genome assembly. Lineage: Eukaryota; Dinophyceae; Suessiales; Symbiodiniaceae.
GUAUUGCGUUGGCUGCUAUCAGUGCCAUCAAGGGAUAUAAGUUGAAGCUGAUCAUGCCUGAGAACAUGAGCCUCGAGAGGCGCACAAGCAUGGCAGUCUAUGGCGCCGAGCUGAUCUUGGUGUCCACAGGGGCCAUGGAGGAAGCCAGGGACUUAGCCCAGGCCAUGCAG